GCAGCAGCAGCAACAACAACAGCAGCAGCAGCAACAGCAACAGCAACUUCAUUCGAGAGCAAAUAUGUACUAUCUGGGACAAACCGGUAUGACGCCGGAGGAGCAGGAGCGAGUUUACCAUCAAGAAGCUGCGGCAGCCGCGCAACAGCAUCAGAUGGCGAUGGCCGCCGCCACGGCAGCCGGGAUGAUAAAGACCGAAGAUGUGAAAUGCGUUACGGUCGCGCAAAUGCAGCAGAUGCAGAAACCCGGUGGACCGCCUACCUCACCCGGCGGAUCGGUGAUGGAUUUGUCUACCUCCAGUGUUACGUCCACCAGUCCGCAGGCACCACCCUACGGUUCGAACAGUCUCAGUCCACAGUAUGGAGGAGGACAGACGGUGGGAAGUAGUCCUCAGGCUGCAGCGAGUCCCCAUUUGACGGCUAGUCCUCAAGUUCCUAGUCCCCAGGGUCAGACUCUCGAUCUUAGCGUCAACAGACUCCAUAG
Wasmannia auropunctata (little fire ant) is the source of this 483-nucleotide messenger RNA. RefSeq lists its product as uncharacterized. The annotation marks the transcript as partial. The transcript has 3 exons. The record is from RefSeq and is a predicted model, not a curated record. Lineage: Eukaryota; Metazoa; Arthropoda; Insecta; Hymenoptera; Formicidae.